UCGUUUGCUUUUAUUCCCGUACCCAAAUGAGCCUCUCCAUGCAAUCUUCUUCUCCAAAAAGAUAGCAGCAGAGAUGGAACAAAGAGCAAGCACAGGAAGAGCAGUGAAUGAGACAACAGACAAGACUCAAAUCCAUUCCCACAUGAAGGAAGAUCAAGAACACGGUGAAAAGUUCAGUGCCCCACAAGAUUCAGCUCAAUCUGAUUCCGAUGCAUCAAAUGCUGAGAUAAGAGAAGAAACACAAGUCCCUUCUCCUGAGGUUGAUAAUGGCGGUCGGCGUGAUUCAGACAAAAAGCUGGGGCGGAUAAGUCCAUCCGUACCCACCCGAGCAGAACAUGAGACCGACAACAACAGCGAAGGAGAUCACCACACGCAGGAAGAGGAAGAGCAACAAGAGGAGGAGGAAGAAGAAGAAGAGAAAGGCAGGGAGAGGCUGAAGCGACACCAGGCUGAGGUCGCGGGGUGCGUUGGGAUACCGGAGAUUUGGGGUCAAGAGGAGCUGUUGAAGGAUUGGGUGGAUUGCUCUGUCUUUGAGGCUUCCCUAGUGCCUGCUAAGAUCAUUUCAGCUAAAGCAGCUUUGGCUGAGGAGGGAAGGAAAGCUAAUUCUGAUGGGCUGGGGAUAGAUAACAGCUGCUGAAUUUAUUUAUUUUUCCCUAAUUUUCUUUCGUUUUCCUCUUUUCAGUCAAUCUGGAACCUGAGAUCAUGUAGAUCAUUCAACGUUUUACAUUUGAACAUGAAAAUCAGUUCCAAUGUGUGUUGUUCAACCACGGAAAA
Rhodamnia argentea is the source of this 774-nucleotide messenger RNA. Its product is annotated as protein BIC1-like. Lineage: Eukaryota; Viridiplantae; Streptophyta; Magnoliopsida; Myrtales; Myrtaceae. The transcript has a single exon. The coding region runs from base 74 to 637 and encodes 187 amino acids. The record is from RefSeq and is a predicted model, not a curated record. Gene Ontology annotation, biological process: blue light signaling pathway.